AUGGCUGGUCACGUAACAUGUCCACCAGGACUAUUAUUCUUGACCAAGCACCGUAUACUACUCUAUCUGCACUGUAAAGCAGCUAUUCGCCCUGGGAAGGCGAUUAAAGUCCACUGGCGUAAUGUCCAUCAGUGGACAGGCCAUCAACUUCAAGAUGUACUAGCAUACGUCGCCACUUUGACAAUACAAGACCCCUCCACGGUCUGUAUGCCGGCACAGAGUGCCCCGAUUCCCGAAUUACCCAUAUUCGCCGGGUAUAGCUAUAAUGGCUGUGAUUACUUGACGCGGAGUCGUAAGCGCCGAGAACGUCACGAUCGAGAGGAGUCUCAUCCGGAGAGCGAGGCUGGCUGGACUCAGGUUCAGCUGCAGACAUAUUCUCAUGGUCGAUUCGCCAAGUACUGGACUGUUCACGACGAGGAAGAGGAAGAAGAGGAGGGCGACUUUACCACCACUACACCGCCUUCUAUCAGUUUUACGUGGGCUGAUAUGGUUACGCGCCAGAAGCAACGGGACGAUAAACGACGACGGAAGCAUCUUGAAGAAGUGGACAACCCGGAGAAUCUGACUAAGAUAUCGACAUAG
Molecule: messenger RNA, 582 nt
Organism: Fonsecaea monophora
Lineage: Eukaryota; Fungi; Ascomycota; Eurotiomycetes; Chaetothyriales; Herpotrichiellaceae
Exons: 1
Coding region: 1-582 (193 amino acids)
Source: RefSeq, a predicted model, not a curated record